Messenger RNA from Amoebophrya sp. A25, 3393 nucleotides. Lineage: Eukaryota; Dinophyceae; Syndiniales; Amoebophryaceae. The record is from the annotation of a GenBank genome assembly.
GGUGGCGGCGGGCUCGCCGCUGCUCUUGACAACAAUCACCACAGUACGACCAUAGAAGUCAAGCCAAAUACGGCAUUCCUCGAAGAAUCUGAAUACAGCGAAGAAUCAGCUGUGGAUGCGAAUGGCGAUGCUCGUGGUGUAACUACAAGUAUGUUACAACGUGCUGAUGGUACUUCGAAGCUGAUUUGUUUAGAAUGUACUUCUUAACGAAAUGAUACCUUUACCUCAUGAUCACCUCAAAAAAGUUAUAUGGAAGACUUUUCUUCGUUUUCCUGUGCACUCCCACCCAUUCUCAUUCAAUUUAUCAGUUUUUUAAACACCUCACGCAGCAGAGACGACGCGUCCCAGUGCAGAAGACCUUUGGCGAGAAAUGGGUUUGGGACCACUGACUGCGGUCAAUGGCCAAUACGUAGCGACUAUGAUCUGGAACAGCCCAUAUUUUCAAAGGAAGAAUGUGCAAAUUAGUCCGAAAGAAGCCGACGAUGCGCUGAGCACAGUCGGAUCGCAAGUGCGAUCGGAAGGUGGUCACAAAAUCAGAGGUUGUAAGAAGAACAUGACCAGGCUACCAGGCGAACGAUACGAAUGCAAUUUCGAGACUUUCAAGAAAAUGUACGACCAGAGCCCUCGAUUGCAAUAGCGCGAUGGUCGGACGCCAGGCUUAGUCCGAGUAUUGAGCGCUUAUUGCCACCUUAUCCUUAUAGACGAAUACCUUCAACUUGAUGAAAAAUGUGCUGUAGUCGUGUGUGCAGAUUAUAUUCAGCAGCUACAUCAAUUUCAAUAUCAUCUUGCUACUUUUUCUUGACCUUGAGUGCUAUUAUACUCGUUCUCGCUGGCUUCGUUGCGCCCAGGUGUCAACUUCUUGUUGGAUUUUCGACAAGACACAAGCAACGCGCUUCCUGAGAUUCCUCUCAGCACAAUGUAGCUCGUUACUCGAUAUCGGGGAAGCCUUGGGUCUUCUUUGCCAUGCUGUUGCGCCUCGCGCGUGCCUUGGCUGUUGCCCCAUUUGUUCCACGUCACACCUCGCCGUCUUUGUUUGCCUUCGCCUUCUUCGCCUCCACUUCUUGCCCCCACCGUCCUGCCCCUCCUUCCUGCCUCCACCUCCCUGCCUCCACCUCCCUGCCUCCACCUCCCUGCCUCCACCUCCCUGCCUCCACCUCCCUGCCACCACCUCCCUGCCAACACCUCCCUGCCAACACCUACAUGCCUUCACCUACAUGCCUUCGCCUGCUUGCCUUCGCCUGCUUGCCUUCGCCUGCUUGCCUUCGCCUGCUUGCUUUCCCCUCCUUGCUUUCACCUCCUUGCUUUCACCUCCCUGCCCCCAGCUCCCUGAGAACGCGGGCGGCCCAGACCUGAGAGGCCUGAGCUGCCAAAGCUGGCGGGCCAAAAGGUCUGGGCAUGCAAGCUGGGCGGGACCAGCGAGGACGAGCAGAAAGCGCGGGCCUGGGAGGGAUCAUCGACGUCGAGCGCCCCGCACGGCACCGGCAACAUCCCCGCCCCCGCGCGUGCAUGUUCGCCUGGCUUGUCUCAUUGGCGUGGCGUGCCAAAUUGAUUCCGCGCGCAAGGAUUCCAGGCUGCGUGGGCUGCUUCGGUCUUUGUUCCUCUCGCUCCAUCUAUCAUCUCGACGGCAGCCGCCAAGGGCCGGGCGCUCCGUGCCUCGGUCGCUUUUUCUGUUUUCUCUUAAGUUUUUUCUCUGUACUUGUGGCUGUGCUGUUAUCAAGGAGGGGCCGCCCAAGGGGCGGCCCCGGUUUCUUGUAUAUAUAGCAGAGUAGUUUAUAGCACGCAUGGCGCAUGGAGUGCAUGGGGCGCAGAGCUUUAAGGGGCGCAAGAAGCUCCCCCUUUAGCUCCUUGCUACUCCAUGUGAUCCAUGCACUCCAUGCCGUGCGAGCUGUGAAGCCUUAUAAACUGCUCUGAUAUAAUUACUGGGGAGUUGGGUUACAGGCCUACUUAGAGAUUGUGGCCUUUUAUUUAUUCCAGUUCGACUGAAGUUAAAAGUAAGAACAAAAGACAAGAAGAAAGGUUUUUUUCCCCGGUUUUUACUCCUUACUCGGUAUCGGUUGCGGAAGUCUGCUCAAGACCGGAGGCAUCCUUGCAGGGGGCGCUUAAGAGGAUGUCCCGCCCGGGGCCCCUUCCGCUCGGUAUGUAUCUUUUCCAACCAUUUUUUUCUCGCGGUUUUUUUGAGUGUACCUGACUUCCCUCAUACCCUACUCUCUGUGCCUGCAGAAUGUUAAGGUCUAAGUCACUUGUUAACCCAAUUAGAAUAGGUACUACCGUACAGCUGGAACUGUACAAAGGAUAGUACAAUGUGACCAUACUUUAAGUAAGAGUUGUAACCUACUAGAAGUAUUACUGCCUGUAAUUCUUGGCUCUUAUCUCCUGCUUACCAGUUACUGGGAAGUUGGGAGCAGCACACUCAACAUGGCCCACAAAUGUUCGCUGCAGAUGCGUUAUUAUGUGACUGGGAAUGCGGCUUCUCGACAUAAUAAUCCCCCUCCUCUUGCCACCUGCUCCUCCUCCUCUUUCCUUCACAGGUAAGCCGUCGCUAUUUUCAAGGUCACACUCACGUCUAUUCGUCCGUGGUUUGGAAGGAGAACAUACAAAGGAGAAUACCAAUACGAAAUUCAUUGUUAAAAAUUGAGCAGAUGAAAACGAAAGCAACCCAGGAGCUCACCGAAGAACGUCUGGUAUUCUUUUUCCUUGGUUGCUUGCUUGGUUGCAUCGUGAAAUCAUGAUAUGUUGAGGUCCUUGUUGUUUGAAUAUCGACAUUCGACAACGUCGAGCAUCAUCUUCUCUCGUCUCCGUUUUUGUUUUAGUAAAACUUCUUGAUGGUCAGUUCUGUACCAAUCACAAUAUCAAUGGCACUACUGUUACUCAACAAUAACGAUCAUAAACAUAAACGAACCACUACCGUCAGAUAUCUCGGAAGAAUCGAUUUCAAUGUCCUACCAAGACAGCCCAUUAGCCUUUGAAUCCCUGAAAAUCGACGAAAGAGCAUGAGUGUACCAUUGACGAUAUUCCCCUUCAGUGGGUGAUCUUUUUCCUCUGUGGUUUACUCUGGUGAGUCUCCCAGACAGAAGCCACUGCCUUGCUGUAAAGAGAGACGCGCAUAGGCAGGAUCUCUAUGUUGAAACGACUUUCAUCCUUGGGGAUCUUUUGUGCCUCACUUGCUUGAUGCCGAUCAAGUUCUUUUGAAGUCGAUUGCGGCAUCUCUCCUAGGCAAGGCCAUAAGCAUAGUACACACACAUAAAACGGAACGAACUCUCCUCGAAUCCAGUUCCAGUUGCAGACAGCGAUAUUGAAACUGAAGGGGAGUGCAUCCAUAUCGCUUUCAAUCACUCAGCCACCACCCGGGUGUUUUUUUUGUUACAUACCUAAUUGUAAUUCACCCAGUAGCAC